AACUGAGCAUGUGCGGAAGUCGGGCCUCACUGGCCUGCACGCGCAGACGCACAAGCGCGCGGGAGCUUGGAUCUUGAGUCCAUUUCCGCUCUUCCGUCAUCUCUUCGGACCCUUUUCACCCGCGGGUGACCCGACCUCAGGGGCGGGUGGCAGACAACAUGGAAAAAGCUGAAGAUGGUGAACAGAGUCCAAGUGAGGCGUCUCCUCCUGCCCAGACAGGGCCUGAAAAUCUCCCUCAGCAGGUGUCUCAGGAGGAAGCGGGCCAGGUGCUGUAUCACGAGGAGACCAUUGAUCUUGGUGGAGAUGAGUUUGGAUCCGAAGAGAACGAGCCAACGUCCGAAGACUCUCACAACUUCGUAGAUAGGCUUAAUGAGCACAUGAUGGAGAGCGUGCUCAUCUCCGACUCUCCUAACAACAGUGAGGGCGAUGUGGGUGACCUCGGCUGUCUGCAGGACGUUGCAGAGCCCCCCAGAAGUGCCACUGAUCACAGACUGCCCAGUGCCAUAGACAAAGAAGCCGUGGACACUCUGAGUAAUGGCAGUGAGACUGAUGGAGACGAUACGCCCAGAGAUGUUUCAGACAUGACGCCCGACAGCAGAGCCUCUCCGAAAGAGGACUCAACCCAGGAAGAUGUGACAAGCAUGCCUGCACUGGAAAAUGCUGGCACGGAGGAUGUGGAGCCUAGGGAUAGCCAAGUACCCCCCGAAGAGCAGACUGCAGAAGUGUCUUCCAGCCAGUCCUCCUCCAAAGACGAGCCCUUGCCUGUCUGCACCAUCUUCAGCCAGGCCACCUCCACUCCCUCGCAGCCACACUUGUUUCUGCAGGAUGGCUUCCAGUCCCAGAUGGUGAAAUCUCCAAGUUUCAGUAGCACCAGUGAGAUGUCGGCCAAGACCCCUCCUCCGAUGGUCCAGCCCAGUCCCAGCUUGAGUACAUUUUUUGGAGAUACAAUGAGUUCUAAUUCCUUGGCCUCUGACUUCUUUGAUUCCUUCACAACUUCUACUUUCAUUUCGGUCAGUAAUCCCAAUGCAGGUUCCCCAGUUCCAGAAAAGCUGUCUUCACUGGCUACCCCUACAGGAGAAAAGUCAUCAGAUUCUCCCAGCCCAUCUUACUCUACAAGGAUGGAUAGAUCAGAAUCGGGUGUUUCUCCGGCCCCUCUGGAUGUCUCUGAGUCUCCAAAGCCAUUCUCACAGAUCCAGACUGUGUUUGCUGGGAGUGAUGACCCCUUCGCCACAGCCCUGAGCAUGAGCGAGAUGGACCGGAGGAAUGACGCAUGGCUUCCCAGCCAGGAGACCAGGGAGGUUCUGAUGUCAGUAGCGACCCAGCAAUAUGGCACUGUGUUCAUAGACAAGGAGAACCUUACCAUGCCCGGCCUCAAGUUUGACAACAUUCAGGGAGAUGCCGUUAAAGACUUGAUGCUUCGCUUCCUGGGUGAGAAGGCUGCAGCGAAGAGACAAGUCUUAAAUGCCAGCUCGGUGGAGCAGUCCUUCGUGGGGCUGAAGCAGCUCAUUAGCUGCAGGAACUGGAGGGCAGCAGUGGACCUGUGUGGGCGCCUGCUCACAGCCCAUGGACAAGGCUAUGGCAAGAGUGGACUGCCCACCAGCCACACCACAGACUCCUUGCAGCUCUGGUUUGUGAGGCUGGCACUGCUGGUGAAGUUGGGCCUUUUCCAGAAUGCUGAGAUGGAAUUUGAACCCUUUGGAAAUCUGGACCAGCCAGACCUGUAUUAUGAAUACUACCCACACGUGUACCCAGGACGAAGGGGCUCCAUGGUCCCCUUUUCGAUGCGCAUUCUGCAUGCAGAACUCCAGCAGUAUCUGGGGAACCCACAGGAGUCCCUGGACCGACUGCACAGGGUCAAGACCGUCUGCAGUAAGAUCCUGGCCAACUUGGAGCAAGGCUUCGCUGAAGACGGUGGCCUGAGCAGCGUCACCCAGGAGAGCAGGCAAGCCUCUGUUCAGCUGUGGAGGUCGCGUCUGGGCCGUGUGCUGUAUUCCAUGGCAAACUGUCUGCUCCUGAUGAAGGACUAUGUGCUGGCCGUAGAUGCUUACCGCACAGUAAUCAAGUACUACCCGGAGCAGGAGCCACAGCUGCUAAGUGGCAUCGGCCGCAUCCUCCUCCAGAUUGGAGACAUAAAAACAGCUGAAAAAUACUUUCAAGACGUUGAGAAAGUAACGCAGAAGUUAGAUGGACUGCAGGGCAAAAUAAUGGUUCUAAUGAACAGAGCCUUUCUGUACCUUGGCCAGAAUAACUUUGCAGAAGCUCACAAGUUCUUCACAGAGAUUUUGAGGAUGGACCCCACAAACGCAGUGGCCAACAACAAUGCUGCUGUGUGCCUGCUCUACCUGGGCAAGCUCAAGGACUCCCUGCGGCAGCUAGAGGCCAUGGUGCAGCAGGACCCCAGGCACUACCUGCACGAGAGCGUCCUCUUCAACCUGACCACCAUGUACGAGCUGGAGUCCUCAAGGAGCAUGCAGAAGAAGCAGAGCCUACUCGAGGCUGUGGCCAGCAAAGAAGGGGACAGCUUCAACACACAGUGCCUCAAGCUGGCCUAGUUCCCACCAGAUCUCUGUACCCUGCAGACACUUGAACAGCUGGAUCAGUAAAAGCACUGGACGGGCGUGUGGGAGCAUGCCUUGAGCUAGGCUACUCUCAGAUCCACCGUCCUGCCUACUUUGCAGUCCCCACAGCACUGCCUGUUGGUAAGGGUAGGCUGUGUGGAUGGCCGUCAGAAACAGGAAGUACAAGACACACAGGGUCCCUUCAGUUUGUUCCUGGAAGUUAACCUGCCCUUUUAUCACUUCUGAAUACUCAGAGAAACAGCAGGUGCAUACUACUGCCUAUUCUCACUGUAGGCCUAAAUGAUCCUAGCUCACUCUCUUCCUCCACAUCUCAAAACGAAGCAUCUCUUUGAUUAUUCAGCUCACUCCUUUCUGGCCUGACACAGGCCACCUUGGAUGGCUUGUGUUGAGAGCCAUCAGCUGUGUACUGGGGCAAGAAGCAUCAGGCUGCACAGCACCAGUGCAUUUCUGUGUAGCUGGAAGGCAGGACAGAUGCUUAAUGCUUGGACUUUUUUCUACUUUGAGAAAUGUAAAGCACCUGAAAAUAGCUUUGGGUACCCAGCUUUCCUAGCUCAUGUGAAAACACUCAUUUUAAAGACAGGAGACACAACUGGGUUGCAGUAGAGUACAACUUUGCUCCACCCCAGCUCCAAAACAGACCAAAACCACACAUCUCUUCGCUUUUGUAAUAAAGGGAAAAGAUAGA
Messenger RNA from Meriones unguiculatus (Mongolian gerbil), 3264 nucleotides. RefSeq names its product trafficking protein particle complex subunit 12 (gene Trappc12). Lineage: Eukaryota; Metazoa; Chordata; Mammalia; Rodentia; Muridae. The record is from RefSeq and is a predicted model, not a curated record. The transcript is spliced from 12 exons. The coding region runs from base 159 to 2552 and encodes 797 amino acids. Gene Ontology annotation, cellular component: Golgi apparatus; TRAPP complex. Gene Ontology annotation, molecular function: protein binding.